Messenger RNA from Coregonus sp. 'balchen', 33630 nucleotides. The record is from the annotation of a GenBank genome assembly. NCBI's taxonomy places the organism in Eukaryota, Metazoa, Chordata, Actinopteri, Salmoniformes, Salmonidae.
AUGACCCCAUCUAUUAAAGAGCGGCUCCUGGCCAUUCUGAAGGAUCUUGUCUCUGAGGAGCUGAAGAACUUUAAGUGGCAUCUAAUAGAUAACCCGCUGGAUGGCUUCCUUCACAUUCCAAAGUGCCAGCUGGAGACAUCUGACAGACUGGACACAGUGGAUCAGAUGGUGCAGAAAUACAGGGAAAAUGGGGCUGUGAUGAUCACACUGGAGGUCCUGAAGAAGAUGGGCCGUAACGAUCUCGCUGAGAAGCUAAAAAGAGACUGUCCAACAGGUAACUCAGAAUUCAUAGGUGCUUGUGUCUCUAAGGUUUUGAGCAAAUAAAUAUAUAUUAUACUGUAUUGUUGAAAUAAGAAAUUCUAUAUGCAUUCUAAAAUAAGUUAUAUACAGUUUGUUAUUGGCUAACCCUGUAAAACUACCCCUUUUCUUUUAAAUGUGCAUUAAUUUCAUGUGCUUAGAUUUUUCCAAUAAUCAGAUAUAAUGUAAAAGAAACUACAAAUAUAUUUGUUUAUUGUGUAUUGUUGAGCAUCUAGAGAACAGCAUAUGCUUGCCUACUUGCUAACUAUUCUAUAACCAUUGUCAGGUCCUUCGGAUGAAGUUGUUGAGAAGUACCAACAAGAACUCAAACUGAAACUAAAAGAGAAGUUUCACAUCCCUCCUGAGUGUGUUGACCAGGUGACAGAGGUACGAGGGUUCAAUGAGCCACAGAAGGAGGAGUACUUCAGGAAGAGAUUCAGUGAUGAGGACCUGGCCAGCAGAAUCAUGUUUGACCUGAAGAAAUACUCCAGAUCAGAGGAAGAUCUUCUGAGGCUGCUGCCAGUGGUCAAAGCCUCCACAACUGCUCUGUAAAUACAUGUUUAAAAAAAAUAUUUAUAUAUACAGUACCAGUCAAAAGUUUGGACACACCUACUCAUUCAAGGGUUUUUCUUUAUUUUUACUAUUUUUUACAUUGUAGAAUAAUAAUGAAGACAUCAAAACUAUGAAAUAACACAUAUGGAAUCAUGUAGUAACCAAAAAAGUGUUAAACAAAUGAAAAUAUAUUUCAGAUGUUUUCAUCUAAAUGUUUUUGCUUUGCCCACUCUUGGCAUUCUCUCAACCAGCUUCACUUGGAAUGCUUUUCCAACAGUCUCGAAGGAGUUCCCACAUAUGCUGAGCACUUGUUGGCUGCUUUUCCUUCACUCUGCGGUCCGACUCAUCCCAAUCCAUCUUAAUUGGGUUGAGGUCGGGUGAUUGUGGAGGCCAGGUCAUCUGAUGCAGCACUCCAUCACUCUCCUUCUUGGUCAAAUAGCCCUUACACAGCCUGGAGGUGUGUUGGGUCAUUGUCCUGUUGAAAAACAAAUGAUAGUCCCACUAAGCCCAAACCAGAUGUGAUGGCGUAUCGCUGCAGAAUGCUGUGGUAGCCAUGCUGAUUAAGUGUGCCUUGAAUUCUAAAUAAAUCACUGACAGUGUCACCAGCAAAGCACCAUCACACCUCCUCCUCCAUGCUUCACCGUGGGAACUACACAUGCAGAGAUAAUCCGUUCACCUACUCUGCGUCUUACAAAGACACGGUGGUUGGAACCAAAAAUCAAAAAUUUGGACUCAUCAGACCAAAGGACAGAUUUCCACCAGUCUAAUGUCCAUUGCUCGUGUUUCUUGGCCCAAGCAAGUCUCUUCUUAUUAUUGGUGUCCCUUAGUAGUGGUUUCUUUACAGCAUUUCGACCAUGAAGGCCUUAUUCACGCAGUCUCCUCUGAACAGUUGAUGUUGAGAUGUGUCCGUUACUUGAACUCUGUGAAGCAUUUAUUUGGGUUGCAAUUUCUGAGGCUGGUAACUCUAAUGCACUUAUCCUCUGCAGCAGAGAUAACUCUGGGUCUUCAUUAGAUCCAGUUUCAUCAUUGCGCUUGAUGGUUUUUGCGACUGCACUUGAAGAAACUUUGAAAGUUCUUGAAAUGUUCCGUAUUGACUGACCUUCAUGUCUUAAAGUAGUAAUGAACUGUCGUUUCUCUUUGCUUAUUUGAGCUGUUCUUGCCAUAAUAUGGACUUGGUCUUUUACCAAAUACGUCUAUCUUCUGUAUACCACCCCUACUUUGUCACAACACACCUGAUUGGCUCAAACGCAUUAAGAAGGAAAUAAAUCCCACAAAUUAACUUUUAAGAAGGCACACCUGUUAAUUGAAAUGCAUUCCAAGUGACUACCUCAUGAAGCUGGUUGAGAGAAUGCCAAGAGCGUGCAUAGCUGUCAUCAAGGCAAAGGGUGGCUACUUUGAAGAAUCUCAAAUAUAAAAUAUAUUUCGAUUUGUUUAACACUUUUUUGGUUACUACAUGAUUCCGUAUGUGUUAUUUCAUAGUUUUGAUGUCUUCACUAUUAUUCUAUUAAAUAGUAAAAAUAAAGAAAAACCCUUGAAUGAGUAGGUGUGUCCAAACUUUUGACUGGUACUGUAUAUAUCAUCAGUUAGAAUCCACAUGAGCAUAUUACAUAUUCAUUGUUGAUUCUCAAAUGUUCUGUACAUGUACACAGUACACACAGUUGUCUAAAUUCAUGUUCAUUGUGUUUUACUUUUCAAAGGCUUAAUGGGUGUAACCUCACGGUGAAAUGCUGUGAAGCCUUGGCCUCAGCUUUCAACUCAACCUCCUCAAACCUAAGAGAGCUGGACCUGAGUGACAACAACCUGCAGGAUUCAGGAGUGGAGCUGCUCUGUGCUGGACUGGAGAAUCCACACUGCAAACUGCAGACACUGAGGUCAGUAGUCUGUAUUAGUUCACUAAAGGGGAUAGUUCAUUAUGUGUUCUACAGGUAUUUAUAGAGGACAAUAUCAGACUAAUGAGUUUGGUCUCAGCUGAAUUUAAAUGUCAUAGUUACCUAACUGCAAAUUAAUGUUUGGAAGAGGAAGAAAUACACAAUCUUUUGAUAUCGUUUAUUUUUAUUUUCAAGAUGCUUUACUUAUUGAAGUCAAAUGUUUUUAGUUAUAGAAUUAUGUGAUUGUAAUAUUAUUGUUAUCAGGUAAUUUUUUACAUGCAAACGUCACCUGCCAUUUCCCUUUUCACCACUAGAGGGUGUAAAUAUGUGAUUUACUCUGCAGGUUGUCACGCUGUCUGGUCACAAAGAAAGGCUGUGCUUCUCUGGCCUCAGCUCUGUGGUCAAACCCCUCCAACCCGAGAGAGCUGGACCUGAGCUACAAUAUCCCAGGAGAGUCCGGAGCGAAGCAGCUCUCUGUUGGACUGGAGGAUCCACACUAGAGAUUGGAGAAACUCAAGUAUGUGGUGAGGGUUUGUGGAGUUUGUGUCAUUGCAUGUGUGACAUGGACAAUUUUGGUUCAGGUUUCCUGGGUUAGUUCUAACCAUUUAAUCAGGGGCGCAACUUUCACUGGGGACUGGGGGGACAUGUCCCAGCCACAUUCUGAAAUGGCAUUUUGUGCCCCCCCCGAUUUAUAAUUGGAAUGUGAUACAAAAUGAGGCAACGGUGUAUACAAAACGGUAUACAAAACGGUGUGCUUUAGGACCAUGUGGACGCCUCCGAGCGGUCGGGUAGGCUCUUUGGAGUGUUUAUCCAACUGGGAUUUUUUUUUUUAAAUUGCCCCCCCCACUUCUAAAACCAAAGUUGCUCCCUUGCAUUUAAUAUCCAACAAACAAUAUUUGAACUGAUAUCAGUGUGUGCAUGUGUGUGUUUUACUGAAUCACUGUUCUGCUUCUCUUACAGUGUGGACCACUGUGGAGAGUACUGGCAGCUGAAAAAAUGUAAUGUUGACUGCUGUGAAGAAAUGUGAAAUGUGUUAUUAGGGAUGAAACAGGAAAUAGCAUAACCUCACUAAGAGUCAUUGUCAAGUUACUCAACUGGUCAAAUUAAAUAUAAGCUACCAUUUUAAGGAAGUAGAAUCAGACACUAUUCCCACUGGGCAUUGGGCACAGACAUCAGUUCAACGUCUUGUUUGAUUUACAUUUGGUUGAGCUACUAACCUGAAUUCAAACUGAAUUCAACAAAAAAUGUCACCCUGUCAUUGGAUUUAGGUUCAAAGUUAGGUGAAAAAAUACAAACUUCCCUUACGUCGAUGACUUUUUGCAAAUCCAAACUGUUUUCCACAUUGAUUCAAUGUCAUCACAGACAUUUGUUUUUUUUAUGACAUGGAAACAAUGUUGAUUCAACCAGUUUUUGCCCAGUGGAAUGUACUGUAUAAGCUUGAAUACAAAGGUCAUAUAAAGUUUAGAAUUUAGAUUAAAAGACGAUAAAUGAAACACAAAAAAACAUAUUAUUUGCAAGUAUUCUCUUUUAUUUUUAUUUUUUUGGGGUAGAUCAGCUUUAAUAUUGCAGAUAGAUUGUAACUUCCAUCAAUGUAAUUGUCUGCAUCACUUCCAAUCCCCCAUAUGUUUUUUCUUCUCGCAUAUAUAUAUAUAUAUAUAUAUAUAUAUAUAUAUAUAUAUAUAUAUGCAUAUAUAUAUAUAUAUACAUACACAUAUACAUACAUAUAUACAAAUAUAUAUAUAUACAUACAUACAUACAUACAUACAUACAUACAUACAUACACAAACACAUCCUUUAAAAAUAUAAAUUUCCCUUUAUUAUCUUCCAACCCCGCCACCCCUUCCCUAAUUGGAGUAAACUAGUGAACAACAAUGCUUAGACCUCUACUUCCAGUUUAUACAUACUAUAUACAUUUUAUGGACACAGUCAAAUUCUACAAUAAUUCUAUUUUGUUUGUUUUUACUACUGAACUUCCUCUACCCUCAACCUCUCCGAUCAUUUUCAUGAUGUCCAUCCGGUGUGCUUCUACAGUUAGGGAAAAAAGUAUUUGAUCCCCUGCUGAUUUUGUACGUUUGCCCACUGAAAAAGAAAUGAUCAGUCUAUAAUUUUAAUGGUAGGUUUAUUUGAACAGUGAGAGACAGAAUAACAACAACAAAAAUCCAGAAAAACGCAUGUCAAAAAUGUUAUAAAUUGAUUUGUAUUUUAAUGAGGGAGAUAAGUAUUUGACCUCCUCUCAAUCAGAAAGAUUUCUGGCUCCUAGGUGUCUUUUAUACAGGUAACGAGCUGAGAUUAGGAGCACACUCUUAAAGGGAGUGCUCCUAAUCUCAGCUUGUUAUCUGUAUAAAAGACACCUGUCCACAGAAGCAAUCAAUCAAUCAGAUUCCAAACUCUCCUCCAUGGCCAAGACCAAAGAGCUCUCCAAGGAUGUCAGGGACAAGAUUGUAGACCUACACAAGGCUGGAAUGGGCUACAAGACCAUCGCCAAGCAGCUUGGUGAGAAGGUGACAACAGUUGGUGCGAUUAUUUGCAAAUGGAAGAAACACAAAAGAACUGUCAAUCUCCCUCGGCCAGGGGCUCCAUGCAAGAUCUCACCUCGUGGAGUUGCAAUGAUCAUGAGAACGGUGAGAAAUCAGCCCAGAACUACACGGGAGGAUCUUGUCAAUGAUCUCAAGGCAGCUGGGACCAUAGUCACCAAGAAAACAAUUGGUAACACACUACACCGUGAAGGACUGAAAUCCUGCAGCGCCCGCAAGGUCCCCCUGCUCAAGAAACACUUAUGCUGGCCCGUCUGAAGUUUGCCAAUGAACAUCUGAAUGAUUCAGAGGAGAACUGGGUAAAAGUGUUGUGGUCAGAUGAGACCAAAAUCGAGCUCUUUGGCAUCAACUCAACUCGCCGUGUUUGGAGGAGGAGGAAUGCUGCCUAUGACCCCAAGAACACCAUCCCCACCGUCAAACAUGGAGGUGGAAACAUUAUUCUUUGGAGGUGUUUUUCUGCUAAGGGGACAGGACAACUUCACCGCAUCAAAGGGAGGAUUGACGGGGCCAUGUACCGUCAAAUCUUGGGUGAGAACCUCCUCCCCUCAACCAGGGCAUUGAAAAUGGGUCGUGGAUAAGUAUUCCAGCAUGACAAUGACCCAAAACACACGGCCAAGGCAACAAAGGAGUUGCUCAAGAAGAAGCACAUUAAGGUCCUGGAGUGGCCUAGCCAGUCUCCAGACCUUAAUCCCAUAGAAAAUCUAUGGAGGGAGCUGAAGGUUCGAGUUGCCAAACGUCAGGCUCGAAACCUUAAUGACUUGGAGAAGAUUUGCAAAGAGGAGUGGGACAAAAUCCCUCCUGAGAUGUGGGCAAACCUGGUGGCCAACUACAAGAAACGUCUGACCUCUGUGAUUGCCAACAAGGGUUUUGCCACCAAGUACUAAGUCAUGUUUUGCAGAGGGGUCAAAUACUUAUUUCCCUCAUUAAAAUGCAAAUCAAUUUAUAACAUUUUUGACAUGCGUUUUUCUGGAUUUUUUUGUUGUUAUUCUGUCUCUCACUGUUCAAAUAAACCUACCAUUACAAUUAUAGACUGAUCAUGUCUUUGUCAGUGGGCAAACGUACAAAAUCACCAGGGGAUCCAAUACCUUUUUCCCUCACUGUAUAUGCCAUAUCUUUCUAACUGUGCUCUUUCACAAAAGCUCUCAACCUAUAACCUAUACACUUUUUAUGGACACAGUAUGCUUACAUUAUUAGUUAUCUUUGUAGUGUAUUAAGAAUUAUGACUUUGCUAAUGUUUUCAAGUGGAACCUGAGAGGAUGUUUAUUUAGUUUCAGAGGGAGUUGUUUUAGGGUGACGCCCCAUAAGACAGAGGGAGUGUGUGUUGUAGACAGGGGAUUGGACAGUAGAGGGAGCCACCCAUAUUUUGGGGAAUAUUAUAAGUACUGGGUUUGUACAAAGAACAUUAGAGCAGACAUAUUCUUUUGGGACACUGCUCUCCGGGUGAUCAUGACAUCUGUAAACUUAUGCUGAAAUCUUGUGAUAUGAAUAAAACUUAUGAUCAAAGUUCAGUAUAAGCGGACUCCUUUGUUACAGCAUAAUUAGCAACAUUUGACUCGACACUACAUCUUGUUAUUAUUUUUUAUUAGUUGUUAUUAGUCCCAUCCUUCAACUCCAUUCAACACCACCCAUCUAUCUCUUAACACCAUCCAUAUUGGAUUUCUAUUUGCCAUUUAGUUUUCAACUGUACUGUGAUGUUUUACAAAAGUUCUGAACGUUUCUAUUCUCAUUGUUUCUACAGAUUGUAAAUUGAAAAUAAACAUUUUUGCUAACAGCAUUAUUAUAUUAGUGAUCGAUUGACUAUGACUUUUCAGAUCACCGAGUAAUGCUAUCUGCAGGGUUAGCUCCAGGUAAAUAUUGCAAUCCUUGAGCCAUUCCUGGACCUGUGUCCAAAAACAAGCUACAAAUGGACAGUACCAAAACAAAUUAUCUAAUGAUUCUGUCUCUUCGCAGCAAAAUCUGCAGAGCUGGGAAGAUUGUAUCCCCCAUAUAAAUAACAUUCUAUUGGUUGCAAGAAUUUUAUAUAAUAAUUGAAAUUGAAGUUUUGAAUCCGGCGUCGUUUUGCGUAUCAGUUCAUAAACACUAUGCCAUGGGAUCGGUACGUCAAAAAUAUCUUCCCAACUACUUUGCAAUCUAAUGGGACGGCUGUCAAUCUUUUGGUCCUUAAAUUAAACUGGUAUACUUUUUUAUUUAUCACGGUUUUCUUUAACCAAUUAUGUUCUUUAAUGCAAGGCCGACAGACAAGUUCCUUACUUUUCCCCCCUUCCACAUUUUUGCGGCAAUGCUGCAAUUAUUUGGUUGUAAUUUUGGGUAGAGCAGGCAUUUCCAUAUGUUUUUGUUAGCUGCAUGUGCGACAUGACUCCACCAGUCCUACCGAUGAGCUCAUUUAUGAAGACCAUACCUUUUCUAAACAUUUUGUCAAAAAAAAAACAGGUUUUUUAUCAAUUCGUAUAUUUGAGUUUAACCACAAUAUUUGUUGCAUUAUUUGUUCUGUCGUUUCUGGAGGAUUAAAUUGAAAUUGCAACCAACUUUCUAUGGCUUGUUUUAGAAAUAGUGAUAUUUGGGAGAUGAUUUCCUUUUCAAAUAACUGAAAGUGAGAGGUUGUAAUAUGAAUAAAGGGAAAAAAGCCAUUCUUGAACAUUGGGUGAGACAAUCUUACUAAUUUGGUUGAGAACCAGUUUGGAUUUAAGUAUAACUUUUGUAUGACUGAAGCUUUUAGUGAUAGGUCUAAUGAUUUAAUAUUUAAUAAUUUCUGUCCUCCAAAUUUAUAUUCAUUAUAUAAAUAGGCCCGUUUAAUUUUGUCUGGCUUGCCGUUCCAAAUAAAAUGGAAUAUUUUUUUCUCAUAUAAUUAAAAAAACUGUUCGCGUAGGCAAGGCAUUUUUAUAUUUUUUGGAUCAUUUGUGAGAAGGAGGCAGUGAUACUUUCUUUAAAGUCUCACUGCCUCCUUCUCACAAAUGAUCCCAAAAAUAUAAAAAUGUAAUAAAGUUGGUUCAACACAGUGGCGUGUCAUUUUGACCCUAGGACAACGGGAGGGUUAAAAAGAAAAGAGAGAAUACUUGUAAAUAAUGUUUUUUAGUGUUUCAGUUAAAAAGAAAAGAGAGAAUACUUGUAAAUAAUGUUUUUUAGUGUUUCAGUUAAAUAGAAAAGAGAGAAUACAGUGGGGGGGGGGGGGGGAGUAUUUAGUCAGCCACCAAUUGUGCAAGUUCUCCCACUUAAAAAGAUGAGAGAGGCCUGUAAUUGUCAUCAUAGGUACAUGUCAACUAUGACAGACAAAUUGAGAUUUUUUUUCCCAGAAAAUCACAUUGUAGGAUUUUUAAUGAAUUUAUUUGCAAAUUAUGGUGGAAAAUAAGUAUUUGGUCACCUACAAACAUGCAAGAUUUUUGGCUCUCACAGACCUAUAACUUCUUCGUUAAGAGGCUCCUCUGUACUCCACUCGUUACCUGUAUUAAUGGCACCUGUUUGAACUUGUUAUCAGUAUAAAAGACACCUGUCCACAACCUCAAACAGUCACACUCCAAACAGAUGUGGAGGGUUAACAUCUUUAGUUGUUUUGAAAGAUGUGGAGGGUUAACAUCUUUAGUUGUUUUUGAGAGAUGUGGAGGGUUAACAUCUUUAGUUGUUUGAGAGAUGUGGAGGGUUAACAUCUUUAGUUGUCUUGAGAGAUGUGGAGGGUUAACAUCUUUAGUUGUCUUGAGAGAUGUGGAGGGUUAACAUCUUUAGUUGUCUUGAGAGAUAUGGAGGGUUAACAUCUUUAGUUGUCUUGAGAGGUGUGAAGGGUUAACAUCUUUAGUUGUUUUGAGAGAUGUGGAGGGUUAACAUCUUUAGUUGUUUUGAGAGAUGUGGAGGGUUAACAUCUUUAGUUGUCUUGAGAGAUGUGGAGGGUUAACAUCUUUAGUUGUCUUGAGAGAUGUGGAGGGUUAACAUCUUUAGUUGUCUUGAGAGAUGUGGAGGGUUAACAUCUUUAGUUGUCUUGAGAGAUGUGGAGGGUUAACAUCUUUAGUUGUCUUGAGAGAUGUGGAGGGUUAACAUCUUUAGUUGUCUUGAGAGAUGUGGAGGGUUAACAUCUUUAGUUGUCUCUCCCUAUUUUCAUUUGUAGACUAAAUCCUUUAUCUGAUAGUUCCUGGUUACAUUUUGCUCCACUUUGUGGUUUGCUUCCUGUCUUUCAGUUUGGGGUUUUUCUUUUGUUUGCCUCCUCUUGGGCAGAUUUAGUGGGUCUCAUAGUGGGUCUCAUAGUGGGUCUUAUAGUGGGUCUCAUAGUGGGUCUCAUAGUGGGUCUUAUAGUGGGUCUCAUAGUGGGUCUCAUAGUGGGUCUCAUAGUGGGUCUCAUAGUUGGUCUCAUAGUGGGUCUCAUAGUGGGUCUCAUAGUGGGUCUCAUAGUGUGUCUCAUAGUGGGUCUCAUAGUGGGUCUCAUAGUGGGUCUCAUAGUGGGUCUCAUAGUGGGUCUUUUAGGUCCCAGUUGUUGUUGCUAGUCAUCUUCCUGUGGACACCCCCAUGAGUGUCUUUCAGAGCCCCUCCUAAAACCACCUGUUUCAUUUUGGUUGUUGUCAGUGACCCUUUGUUAGUUCCCCUUUCUGUUUGAGCAACACUUUUAGGGGUUUUCUUGCUGUGGAAUGUGACAAUAGGACAGUUGUUAUCAUUGGCCUAAAAUAGCUGUGGUAACCUAGUAACGUUAGCACUCCUGACGAUUAUCAUUAAACGUCAUCAACAUGAACAGCCCAGCAGGUUUGAACACAUUUUCACUCACAAGAAUUUGGCAGCACAGCAUCUAGAGACAAUACACUGUAAAUGAGUCCCAAAUGGCACCCCAUUCCCUAUAUAGUGCACUUCUUUUGAACAGGGCCCCAUAGGGAAUAGGGUGUAAUUUGGGACAAAGCCUGGAUGAUACAAGUGUUGGUUUGAAAAUACAAUCUCCUAAAGGAUCCAGGAACAUGAAACUUCAGGGAAAUAAAAUAAUUUACAACCUAACAAUGAAUGUGAACAAAAAAGUAUGUUAUAAACAGAGGGGAAAUCUGUCACUCUUACUGUACCAUGUUUUAAUGUAGAAAAAUGGUUGAUAUAUAUUUUCAACCUAAAUCUGUUAGGCUUCCAAUUAUGUCAAGUUAUUAAAGUAUAAUACAUUUUGAUAAUAAUGCUUUAUUAUUCUGAAAAACGUAAUAUAAAAAAAUUAUAUAAAUGUUCACUGAGUGAACAAAGCAUUAGGAACACCUGCUCAUUCCAUGAUAUAGACUGACCAGGUGAAUCCAGGUAAAAGCUAUGAUCCCUUAUUACAGUUUUUUACAAUCACUUUGGCACUAAUUUCAGAACCUUGACGUCACUUUUCAAAACUCUAGACACAAAACUCACAACCAAUGAUCAAAAUGCACAUUUUUCAAAACUCUAACACUUUUUUCAAUUGCUUGGAUACAAUACACAUAAAACUAAGAUCAUUUGUUCAUUUAACAAAAAUCACCUGUUCAACAUGACACAACUUAACAUCAAACUACUACUAUUUCAAAAGGCAAUUCACACAUUACAUUUCAGAUGAGUGUCUAUUUAUUUCAUUACAAUUAUCCAACUAUCAAUUGAUACAACUGCUCAAAAUGAUAAGUAACUUUUGCAUUACUCUUAAUGCAUAGUUGUAUGGAAACAGACAAACAAUAUUCCAUGUUUAGAUCAUGAAAGUUUCAAGAUAACAAGAUUCAUUGUCACCAAUUAGCGUGGAGCAUGAACCAAUUAGACUACAUUAUCUAUGGAUGUAAUAAUGUGGUCCUCUGUAGCUCAGCUGGUAGAGCACGGCGCUUGUAACGCCAAGGUAGUGGGUUCGAUCCCCGGGACCACCCAUACACAAAAAAAUGUAUGCACGCAUGACUGUAAGUCGCUUUGGAUAAAAGCGUCUGCUAAAUGGCAUAUUAUAUUAUUAUUAUUAUAUUAUUAUAAUAUUUCAUCAUCAUUCUUUAUCAGACACCGUUUCUAUGGUCCCAUGUACCACAUUUUCAGACUAUUUACAGUAUUGACAGUACUGCACUGUAUGGAUGCAGGCCCUUGUAAUUGCUUGUCCAAUUCUGCCAACUCGUUACUGAUGAUUGAGUUCACAUUAUGGAACGAGUAUAUAAAGAAUUGAUUGGGAUCCACUUGCAACAACAUAGCGAUACGUACUGUAACAUGGAGCCGGCAGGUGAUCCAGGUCACAAUAGAGGUCAAGCAGUGGUGGGAGGAAGACGAGGAAGACGAGGAAGACGUGUUGGUCAAAGGAAUGGCAGGGGACAAGCACCCCUUCUGAGAGGUGGUCGUGGGCCUCGUUUGAGAGGUGUGGGGGAACGUGGUAGAGGAAAAGGCCACGGACCAAGACAGCGGCAGCAACAGCAAAGAGUGUCCAAUGAAAUCCGAGCAAGCAUGGUUUCAGGCCCAUGCACAAUUUACCACCCUGUAUUUACCCCCAUACUCUCCUUUCCUUAACCCGAUUGAGGAAUUUUUCUCCACAUGGAGAUGGAAGGUUUAUGACAGGCACCCUCAUGAACAAGUCACUUUUCUCCAGGCCAUGGAUGACACAUGCAAUGACAUCACGGCAGACCAGUGUCAGGCCUGGAUUCGCCGUGGCCGAAGGUUUUUUCCAAGAUGUUUGGCUAAUUAAAACAUCCAUUGUGAUGUAGAUGAGAACCUGUGGCCAAAUCCACAAGACAGAGUUGAUGAAAAUGUAGAAGUACAGUAAUCACUCCUAUGUUUUGCUUUUUACAGUACAAGCAAGCAAGUUGAGGAACACUGCAUUUGAUGUUUACAGUACUGUAUCGUUUUUCAUCAACAUAUUUCAGAUUUUGUUCAAUGAUUCCACUGUGUGUGUAGUAUUCUCUCUACUACAGCAGUACUUUUACAGGGAUGUAUUUACAUGUAGUACCAUAAUGAAACAUGUAUCACCUAUUUUGUACUACAAUAUUUAAUGAUUGUACGAACAAUGACACAGUGAAACUAUCGGUUGCUUGUGUGUGGGUGAUCUAAAUUAACGUUUCAUUGGUAUUUCACAAUACAUUAGUUUUUUGAACCAAUGAUUGUGCAAGUGCAAGAUUUCUUUAAAGAUAUGAAUGCACAAUGCAAUGUUUUGAACAUUGGACAGCCUGUGUUACAAGUGAUGACCGUUUUGAGUUUUGUGUCUAGAGUUUUGAAAAAUGACGUCAAGGUUCUGAAAUUAGUGUCAAAGUGAUUGUAAAAAACUAUAAUGUCACUUGUUAAAUCCACUUCAAUCAGUGUAGAUGAAGGGGAGGGGACAGGUUAAAGAAGGAUUUUUAACCCUUGAGACAAUUGAGACAUGGAUUGUGUAUGUGUGUCAUUCAGAGGGUGAAUUGGCAAGACAAAAUAUUGAAGUGCCUUUGAACGGGGUAUGGUAGUAGGUGCCAGGCGCACCGGUUUGAGUGUGUCAAGAACUGCAAUGCUUCUGGGGUUUUCACACACCAAGAAUGGUCCACCACCCAAAGGACAUCCAGCCAACUUGACACUACUGUGGGAAGCAUUGGAGUCAACAUGGGCCAGCAUCCCUGUGGAACGCUUUCAACACCUUGUAGAGUCCAUGCUCAGACGAAUUGAGGCUGUUCUGAGGGCAAAAGGGGGGGCAACUCAACAUUAGGAAGGUGUUCCUAAUGGUUUGUACACUCAGUGUAUAUUAUAUAUAUAUAUAUAUAAUUGAUUUUGAAUCACGUCCCUUAGCUAGUUAGAUUAUAACUGUUGUUGUAUCUGAUAAAAAAUAAGACUGGAGAUCAGACCUAGAUGAACUCAGAUUAGAUCAGACCUAGAUGAACUCAGAUUAGAUCAGACCUAGAUGAACUCAGAUUAGAUCAGACCUAGAUGAACUCAGAUUAGAUCAGACCUAGAUGAACUCAGAUUAGAUCAGACCUAGAUGAACUCAGAUUAGAUCAGACCUAGAUGAACUCAGAUUAGAUCAGACCUAGAUGAACUCAGAUUAGAUCAGACCUAGAUGAACUCAAAUUAGAUCAGACCUAGAUGAACUCAGAUUAGAUCAGACCUAGAUGAACUCAGAUUAGAUCAGACCUAGAUGAACUCAGAUUAGAGCAGACCUAGAUUAACUCAAAUUAAAGCAGACCUAGAUGAACUCAGAUUAGAUCAGACCUAGAUGAACUCAGAUUAGAUCAAAUAAAGUAUCAAGUUGUUAAUUGUGAGUUAGAUUCGGACAUAUUCCUUCCAAGAGGAAGGGAUGUAGCUCAGUUGGUAGAGCAUGGCGUUUGCAACGCCAGGGUUGUGGGUUCGAUUCCCACGGGGGGCCAAUAUGAAAAAUAAAAAAAUAAUAAUGUAUGCACUCACUAACUGUAAGUCGCUCUGGAUAAGAGCGUCUGCUAAAAUGACUAAAAUGUAAAUGUUUGUGUGAAAAUGAACAUACCAAAAUGAACUGCAAAGCACACUGGGUAUUUUUAUUGGCCCUAUUUCGGUGCAGAGCUCAUUAGAAUAAUACUCAGCAUGCUUUGCGAUAAUUUUUACAUAUACAAUUACACUUAGUUCAUUUAGCAGACACUCGUAUCACACCAUAGUGCCAUCAGACUUCUGAUACCAAUGCAGGGUGAAAGGGGGCCACAAAAUGGUUUUUAUAGAAAAGUAUUUUGUAUUUAGAAAAUACAAAUUACAGCUCUCUAAAGUAUCUUGCUACUAAAUCCAUUGGAGUGUAGUUCAGCCCAGUGUAAUACAAAUUACAGCUCUCUAAAGUAUCUUGUUACUAGUUCAGCCCAGUGUAAUACAAAUUACUAAAUACUCAGCAGUAAUAUAUUUGAAAUACAUGUAACAGACAUAGGCCUACUGCCCAUCUGAGAUUGUCAGUAUUAUUAGUUAAGAACAGCUGACAUGUUGUAAGGGUUCUGUGUCCAUGGCAACACAGUGUGGAUGGAGUCACUCAACAUCUUUUUCACACACAACUUUUCUACCAUUAAAGCGUCGCAAGAGAUUUAGUACGGUGUUCCUCAACCUCUGUUCUGUGGACCUGCGCCAGUCAGUGGGAUGUUGCUGGCCACUCCCUGAGAUGGUUCACUGGCACUAAUGUAGUCAGUUCUACAGUGCUAGUUUUAAUGUAAGCAGUCCCCCAAGGAGGAGAAACCAUAGCUCACCGGAGCCCUUGGCUGGUCUAGGAUCAGGUCCCCCUGUCCAUGUAAUCUUAUUCAUUAUGAUUAUAAGGAUUAAAACUGAUCCUAGAUCAUGUCCAACUCUUUAUGAAUCGAGGAGGCAGAAAGUAUGGAACACAGCCCAGCCCAGCUCAGCCCAGGACUGGAUUACUUUCAGUUUCAUUUCCUGAAUACUCUGGGAUCUUCAUGGUUAGUCCUGCCCCCAGAGUAUAUGAUGACACACACACACACACACACACACACACACACACACACACACACACACACACACACACACACACACACACACACACACACACACACACACACACACACACACACACACACACACACACACACACACACACACACACACACAUCCAAUCAACCUUUCACACGGCCUCGUACAGAUCUAGACGGACAUCGAGCACCAGAAAAAAGAGAUUACAUUUAUUUUAAGACACCAGGUACUGUAAACACAUUUUAUGAUGUGCUUUUUUGUCAUCUUGUCUGUUAGAUCUAGUCUGUCCUUACUAAACAAGUUAGAUCUAGUCUGUCCUUACUAAACAAGUUAGAUCUAGUCUGUCCUUACUAAACAAGUUAGAUCUAGUCUGUCCUUACUAAACAAGUUAGAUCUAGUCUGUCCUUACUAAACAAGUUAGAUCUAGUCUGUCCUUACUAAACAAGUUAGAUCUAGUCUGUCUUUACUAAACAAGUUAGAUCUAGUGUGUCAUUACUAAACAAGUUAGAUCUAUUCUGUCCUUACUAAACUAGUUAGAUCUAGUCUGUCAUUACUAAACAAGUUAGAUCUAGUGUGCCAGACACGAUCACCCGAAACCAGUCGUCCACCGCAGGAGCUUCGGUCUGGCUCUGAUGCCACGGUGCCAGGACCGGCUGAUACCCUAAAACACAUUGAAAUGGUGACAUGUUAGUGGAGGAGUGGCGGAGAGAGUUCUGGGCAUAUUCGGCCCAUGGCAAGAACACCGACAACUCCCCCGGACGGUCUUGGCAGUAGGACCACAGAAACCUAACCACAUCCUGAUUCACCCGUUCCAACUGCCCAUUAGAUUCGGGGUGAAACCCAGAGGUCAGGCUGACCGAGACCCCCAGACGAUCCAUGAACGCCUUCCAGACCCUAGAAUUAAACUGGGGACCCCGGUCAGAUACUAUGUCCUCUGGCACCCCGUAGUGCCGGAAGACGUGAGUAAAAAGGGCUUCCGCAGUUUCAAAUCAAAUCAAAUCAAAUCAAAUUUUAUUGGUCACAUGCGCCGAAUACAACAGGUGCAGACAUUACAGUGAAAUGCUUACUUACAGCCCUUAACCAACAGUGCAUUUAUUUUAAACAAAAAAAGUAAGAAUAAAACAACAACAAAAAAAGUGUUGAGAAAAAAAGAGCAGAAGUAAAAUAAAGUGACAGUAGGGAGGCUAUAUAUACAGGGGGGUACCGUUGCAGAGUCAAUGUGCGGGGGCACCGGCUAGUUGAGGUAGUUGAGGUAAUAUGUACAUGUGGGUAGAGUUAAAGUGACUAUGCAUAAAUACUUAACAGAGUAGCAGCAGCGUAAAAAGGAUGGGGUGGGGGGGCAGUGCAAAUAGUCCGGGUAGCCAUGAUUAGCUGUUCAGGAGUCUUAUGGCUUGGGGGUAGAAGCUGUUGAGAAGUCUUUUGGACCUAGACUUGGCACUCCGGUACCGCUUGCCGUGCGGUAGCAGAGAGAACAGUCUAUGACUAGGGUGGCUGGAGUCUUUGACAAUUUUGACAAUUUUGAGGGUUUGCAGGGCCGUGGGGAGACCGGGCAGAGGAAGGAGGCAGCAGGCUUUAGAAAAGCUGUCCACAACGACCAGGAUGGUGGCGUUACCCUGAGAGAGGGGUUAGUUCAGUUAGAAAAUCGAUCGAUAAAUGGGACCAUGGCCUUUGUGGAACUGGUAAGGGAUGUAACUUACCCGCUGGGAGGUGCCUAGGUGCCUUACUCUGGGCGCACACAGAGCAGGAGGAGACAUACACCCUCAUGUCCUUAGCCAAGGUAGCCCACCAGUACUUCCCGGUAAGGCAGCGCACUGUACGGCCGAUUACUGGGUGACCAGAGGAGGGGGACUUGUGUGCCCAACAGAUAAGAUGAUCACGGACACUAGACGGCACGUAACGAAGCCCAGCUGGGCGCUGAGGUGGAGAUGGCUCUGUGCGUAAUGCCUGCUCUAUGUCCGCGUCCACUGCCCACACCACCGGUGCCACAACACAGGAGGCCGGGAGUAUGGGGGUGUUAUCAAUGGGCCUCUGUGUCGUACAGCCGUGACAGUGCAUCUGCCUUCACGUUCUUAGUGCCUGGUAUAUAGAACAGCAUGAAAUCAAACCCACCUGGUCUGGCGAGGGUUCAGCCUCCUCGCUGCCCAGAUGUACUCCAGGUUACGGUGGUCAGUGCAGAUGAGGAAAGGGUGUUUAGCCCUCUCGAGCCAGUGCCUCCACGCUGUCAGUGCUCUGACAACAGCCAACAGCUCCCGAUCACCAACGUCAUAGUUCUGCUCCGCCGGGCUGAGCUUCUUACAGAAGAAGGAAUAGGGGCGUAGCUUGGGUGGCGUGCCCGAGGGUUGGGAUAGGACAGCGGGGCUGAGGUGAACAGAGCCCUCAGGGUACUGAAAGCCCUGUCAGCCUCAGCAGACCAGCAGAGCAGGGACGGCCCAACCUUCAACAGAGAGGUGAUGGGAGCUGCAACCUUGCCAAAGCCCCGGAUAAACCUUCGAUAGUAAUUGGCAAAGCCAAUGAAGCGCUGCACCUCCUUUACCGUGGUCGGAGUCGGCCAAUUACGUACGGCUGAAAUGCGGUCUCCCUCCACCUCCACACCAGAGGUGGUGAUGUGGUAUCCGAGGAAGGAGACGGAUUGUUGGAAGAACAGACAUUUUUCUGCCUUGGCAUACAGUUCAUGCUCCAACAGUCAUGCUCCAACAGUCACCCAAGCACUCUGCGAACCAGGGACACAUGCUCGGCGCACGUAACGUAAUACACCAGGAUGUCAUCGAUGUAGACCACCACACCGCGACCAAGCAUGUCCCGAAACACCUCGUUCACAAAGGACUGGAAGACUGAUGGAGCAUUCAUCAACCCGUACGGCAUCACCAGGUUUUCAUAAUGCCCCGUGGUGGUGCUAAAUGCUGUCUUCCAUUCGUCUCCUUCCCGGACACGCACCAGGUUGUGCGCACUCCUGAGAUCUAAUUUCGUGAAGAAGCGCACCCCAUGCAUUGAUUCGAUCACAGAGGAAAUUAGGGGUAGAGGAUAACUAUAGCGAAUUGAAAUGUUAUUAAGUGCACGGUAAUCAAUGCAAGGGUGCAGACCCCCCGUCUUUCUUCUUCACGAAAAAGAAACUUGAGGAGGCAGAUGAAGUGGAGGGACGUAUGAACCCCUGACUUAGGGACUCGGAGACGUAUGAUUCCAUAGCCUCUGUUUCAGCCUGCGACAGGGGAUAUACAUGACUCCCGAGCGAUAGGGUGGUAAUUUGGUCGCCUGCAUUUUGGAAAAGGCAUGCGCCAAAUCGAGGUAUUCGGGGGGAAUGUGCACGGUGGAGGCAUUGUCUGGACUUUCCACCGUGGUCACACCAACGGAAACAGCUAGACACCUACCCUGACACUCUCGCGACCACCCCGUGAGAGCCCUCUGUGGCCAUGAAAAGGUGGGGUCGUGUGGUGCUAGCCAGGGAAGGCCCAACACAACAGGGAAAUCAAGGGACUCAAUAAUUUGCCUAUUAUGGGUCUCCUGCGUAAUUAUAGUGACUGGUGCUGUAACCUCCCUCACAAAACCUGACCCUAAUGGUCGAUUGUGAAGUGCUUUGACGGGCAAUGGAACCAAUGUAAUACGUAGACUAAGAGCUAAAGACCUGUCCAUAAAGUUCCCAGCUGCGCAUGAAUCUACCAGCGCCUUACACUGGGGAACUACCGUGUAAUCAGGUUGACGUGGAUGGUUAAAUGCGCAGCACAGGGCUCUGAAUGCGUGUGGGUUUGUGCUACCUGGGGUGACGCGAGAGUGCCCUGCCUGCCGCCUCCAGAACCAGAAGAACUCUGACGACAUCGUGCAGCAGAAUGUCCUCUUCUGCCACAAGAGUGACACUGGAUCUAUCGUCCUCCAUUCUCCCGGAAUGCUGCACCACCCAGCUCCAUCGGAACGUGAGCCGGGGUGAGGGGGGGUGAAACGGGCAGGCCCCUUCCAGGACGUCCUCUCGAAGCCAGCAGGUUGUCCAACCGGAUGGCCAUGUCUACCAAUUGGUCGAAGGUCAGAGUGGUAUCCCGGCAGGCUAGCUCCCUUCGCACAUCCUCACGCAGGCUGCAUCGGAAAUGCGGACACCUUCUCCUGAUCCGAUGGAGCAGGGCUGAUGGUAUUGAAGUAGAGGUCCAACUGCAGGAGGAAACCCUGGCAGCGGGCAGCUGUCCCGUCGCAUUCCCUCGGUAGAGACAGGUGAAUACCUCUGGUUGCUGGUGUGUGGGUGGCUGGAUCCGGUCGCUCAGCUGGUUCCGCAGGGUCGGAUCCUCUCUUCUCCAGGUGCUGGACGGCCUGGAGAACCCGAUCCAUCGCUUCGCCCAAGCUGCCUAAAAUGGUGGAAUGCUCCCGGACCCGCUUAAUGACUCCAUGCUGUUUGAGGUGUGUUAUUCUAUAACAAGGUGAGUAGGACGGAGCCAGGCGCAGGAUGUAUGAAUCAAAGAAUCUGGUUUAUUCGGCCAAUACAGCAGUCCGCAGCAAUGCGGAGGGAGUCGUGACAUGAAAAGAAGGCAGUUACUAGAAAACUACCUCAAUAGGCUAUUUGAAAGGCUGUAUUUUGUUGAUAAGAUGGCAGUUACUAGCAAACUACCUCAAUAGGCUAUAUGAAAGGCUGGAAUAUGUUGAUAAGAAGGCAGUUACUAGCAAACUACCUCAAUAGGCUAAAUGAAAGGCUGUAUUAUUUUGAUAAGAAGGCAGUUACUAGCAAACUACCUCAAUAGGCUAUAUGAAAGGCUGCAUUAUGUUGAUAAGAAGCUCAUUUGAUUUGUAUAAUGUAUGCCAUAAAGCUAGUCCUCAGAUCCUCAAAAGGUUCUACAGCUGCACAAUCUAGAGCAUCCUGACUGGCUGCAUCACCGCCUGGUAUGGCAACUGCUCGGCCUCUGACCGUGAGGCGCUACAGAGGGUAGUGCGUACGGCCCAGUACAUCACUGGGGCCAAGCUUCCUGCGAUCCAGGACCUCUAUACCAGGCGGUGUCAGAGGAAGGCCCUAAAAAUUGUCAAAGACUCCAGCAACCCUAGUCAUAGACUGUUCUCUCUGCUAUCGCACGGCAAGCAGUAACGGAGCGCCAAGUCUAGGUCCAAAAGGCUUCUUAACAGCUUCUACCCCCAAGCCAUAAGACUCCUGAACAGCUAAUCAAAUGGCUACCCGGACUAUUUGCAUUAUCCCCCCCCACCCCCUCUUUUACGCUGCUGCUACUCUCUGUUCAUUAUCUAUGCAUAGUCACUUUAACUCUACCUACAUAUACAUUACCAGUCAAAGGUUUGGACACACCUACACAUUCAAGGGUUUUUCUUUAUUUUUACAAUUUUUUACAUUGUAGAAUAAUAGUGAAGACAUCAAAACUAUGAAAUAACACAUAUGGUAUCAUGUAGUAGCCAAAAAAGUGUUAAACAAAUCAAAAUAUAUUUUCUAUUUGAGAUUCUUCAAAUAGCCACCUGUCACGGAUUCAGCCGAGGCUGCCCCCCCUCCUUGCUCGGGCAGGCUUCGGCGUUCGUCGUCACCGGAGUACUAGCUGCUGCUGAUCUAUGUUCUAUGUUUCUAUGUUGCACCUGUUGUCUGAUUGUUACACACCUUGUUGCCCAUUAUGUGAUUACUCCUUCCCUAUUUAACCCAGAGGCUCCCAAUGUGUUUUGUGCGUGGUUGUUUUUCGUUUUCGUGUGUCGUUGGUGAGCGGGUUAGUUCCUCCCUGUGUGGAGAUAUUUCUGUAUUGUUUUCUUUACUCAUUUCUCAGUAAAGUACGUUUCUUCGAGUUCUGUGUCCUGCGCCUGACUUCGACCCACCGCAUUACACUGACACUCGUGACACCACCCUUUGCCUUGAUGACAGCUUUGCACACUCUUGGCAUUCUCUCAACCAACUUCAUGAGGUAGUCACCUGGAAUGCAUUUCAAUUAACAGGUGUGCCUUGUUCAAAGUUAAUUUGUGGAAUUUCUUUCCUUCUUAAUGCGUUUGAGCCAAUCAGUUGUGUUGUGACAAGUUAGGGGGGUAUACAGAAGAUAGCCCUAUUUGGUAAAAGACCAAGUCCAUAUUAUGGCAAGAACAGCUCAAAUAAGCAAAGAGAAACAACAGUCCAUCAUUACUUUAAGACAUGAAGGUCAGUCAAUAAGGAACAUUUCAAGAACUUUGAAAGUUUCUUCAAGUGCAGUCGCAAAAACCAUCAAGCGCUAUGAUGAAACUGGCUCUCAUGAGGACCGCCACAGGAAUGGAAGACCCAGAGUUACCUCUGCUGCAGAGGAUAAGUUCAUUAGAGUUACCAGCCUCAGAAAUUGCAGCCCAAAUAAAUGCUUCACAGAAUUCAAGUAACAGACACAUCUCAACAUCAACUGUUCAGAGGAGACUGCGUGAAUCAGGCCUUCAUGGUCGAAUUGCUGCAAAGAAACCACUACUAAAGGACACCAAUAAGAAGAAGAGACUUGCUUGGGCCAAGAAACACGAGCAAUGGACAUUAGACCGGUGGAAAUUUGUCCUUUGGUCUGGAGUCCAAAUUUGAGAUUUUUGGUUCCAACUGCCAUGGCUUUGUGAGACACGGUGUGGGUCAACGGAUGAUCUCCACAUGUGUAUUUCCCACCGUAAAGCAUGGAGGAGGAGGUGUUAUGGUGUGGGGGUACUUUGCUGGUGACACUGUCAGUGAUUUAUUUAGAAUACAAGGCUUAACCAGCAUGGCUACCACAGCAUUUCUGCAGCGAUACGCCAUCCCAUCUGGUUUGGGCUUAGUGGGACUAUCAUUUGUUUUUCAACAGGACAAUGACCCAACACACCUCCAGGCUGUGUAAGGGCUAUUUGACCAAGAAGGAGAGUGAUGGAGUGCUGCAUCAGAUGACCUGGCCUCCACAAUCACCCGACCUCAACCGAAUUGAGAUAGUUUGGGAUGAGUCGAAUGGCAGAGUGAAGGAAAAGCAGCCAACAAGUGCUCAGCAUUUGUGGGAACUCCUUCAAGACUGUUGGAAAAGCAUUCCAGGUGAAGCUGGUUGAGAGAAUGCCAAGAGUGUGCAAAGCUGUCAUCAAGGCAAAGGGCCGGCUAUUUGAAGAAUCUCAAAUAGAAAAUAUAUUUUGAUUUGUUUAACACUUUUUUGGUUACUACAUGAUUCCAUAUGUGUUAUUUCAUAGUUUUGAUGUCUUCACUAUUAUUCUACAAUGUAAACAAAUAGUAAAAAAAUAAAAAAAAUAAACCUGGAAUGAGUUGGUGUGUCCAAACCUUUGACUGGUACUGUAUAUAUUACCUCAAUUACCUCGACUAACUGGUGCCCCCGCACAUUGACUCUGUACCGGUACCCCACUGUAUAUAGCCCCCCUAGUGUUAUUUUACUGCUGCUCUUUAAUUAUAAACUUUGUUAUUUUAGUAAAAAAAAGUUGUACUUAUCUAUUUUUUACUUAACACUUAUUUUUCUUAAAACUGCAUUGUUGGUUAAGGGCUUGUAAGUAAGCAUUUCACUGUAAGGUCUACACCUGUUGUAUUCGGUGCAUGUGACAAAUAACAUUUUAUUUUAUUUUAUUAGAAUACUUUAAUGGUGAAACUGCCACGUCCGUUUGUGGUAUAACAACUACAAAGAAAGUUACUUCAAACAACCAACGCUGUGUUUUCCCCCCCUCAGACAUCAUUGCAUCAUGGGACAUGUUUUUCUUUCACCACGUUGCACGACGCUCCUCACCUCCUCACCUCCUCACGCUCCUCACCCCCUCCUCACCUCCUCACCUCCUCACCUCCUCACCUCCUCACGCUCCUCACCUCCUCACCUCCUCACGCUCCUCACCUCCUCACCUCCUCACCUCCUCACGCUCCUCACCUCCUCACGCUCCUCACCUCCUCACCUCCUCACCUCCUCACGCUCCUCACCUCCUCACCUCCUCACGCUCCUCACCUCCUCACCUCCUCACGCUCCUCACCUCCUCACCUCCUCACGCUCCUCACCUCCUCACCUCCUCACGCUCCUCACCUCCUCACCUCCUCACCUCCUCACGCUCCUCACCUCCUCACCUCCUCACCUCCUCACGCUCCUCACCUCCUCACCUCCUCACACUCCUCACCUCCUCACCUCCUCACCUCCUCACCUCCGCUUGGUCAACAAAACAAUAACAAAAACAACCACAGUGGCGCAGCGUCCAUCUUUAAUCGAUCUGAAAUGUUCUCCUCAUUCCUCAGAUCAAUAUUCCCUUUUCUGUGUGAGCAAUGGCCAGGUCGGAGACUAUUCCUCUGGAGGAGGAGAUGGUGAGCAUCCUGGACCAAUGCGGGCCAGCUCUGACAUAUGUCCUGCAAAGCAAGUUCGGAUGUACUGCUGUGCUCCAUGGUGUUGAUGCCGGUGCAGGUGCAAGGAAGUUCAAGAUGCCAGGUGAGGAAAGGUUUUCUGCCCAGCUGUCAAAGGGCCUCAAAGUAUCAGUAUGGAAAGAUGACUUUACCACUCAUAAAGCAGAUGCUGUGGUCAAUUCUGCCAAUGUGAAUCUCCACCAUGCGGGAGGUCUCGCCAGGGCGCUGUGUGAUGCCGGCCGGCCGGAUAUCCAGCGAGAGAGUGACCAGUACACAAAGCUUUUACCAUCGUUGCCGAACCUGGACGCUUACCGUGCAAGAAGAUCAUUCAUGCUGUGGGUCCAUGCUUUCCAUACAAACCAAUGCAAUAUCAUAUUGAUGAUGCUGUGCCAGAACUCACAAAGACUGCAAUGAGCAUUCUAAAGAUGGUUAAAUCAAGAGAAGCUGCAGUCUGUGGCCAUCAGUUCUGGCCUGUUCAACUUUCCCUUGCCUCUCUGUGCAGACGUCAUUGUUAAAACACUGAGAGUUGUUAAAACAAGGAUACCAUGAUCGGGAUUAUUAGUAUUUCUUAAAGUAUUUCUUACAGUAUUUCCUACAGUAUUUCUUACAGUAUUUCUUACAGUAUUUCUUACAGUAUUUCUUACAGUGUUUCUUAGUGUUUCUUACAGUAUUUAGAAUUCAAUUAUUCUUCUAUGUCUCAUCUUUAAGGAUUUAAGCAUGCAACGGUCCAUUCCGACUCCAGAGAUGCAAGGAAAAGUAUUCAACCGUUUAUCAAGCUCUGCAGUGCCUAUCAUGAGACAUUGAGGGAGGCCAGACGCUGGUAUUUUGAUGUUUUGAACCCUGCCUCGAAGAACAUAAUCACCAUUCACAACAAUUUCAUCCAGCACUUUGGCCAGAGGGAGUUUGAAGAGCUUCUUUCUCUUCAGACCAAGAGGGAAGUUUCCAUCGAGGAGAACUUUAAAGAUGGCCGCUUUGGAGUGACCAUCAAGGGGGCUUCUAGAUGGUUAAAAGCUGCUGUGUUAGAGGUGGAAGCCCUGUGCUGCAAAGUCCAAGAGGAUUUUGCAAAAGAAGAGUUGAGUUUCAUGGGCACGCAAUCUCCCACCAGUUCCCCAAGGAAGCCUGUAGAUGACAACAGUUCUGACUAUAAAGAAAGACAACAACAUUUUCCCGGGCUUCAAAUUGUCAGGGUGAGUGUCACAAGAAACAACAAAUAACAUUAAAGGUGCAAUCUGUGAUAUUUACUGCCUGAUAAUUCAUCAAAUAUGUCCAUGGCUGAUGCGUUACAGGUUGAGAAGGUGGAGAACAAAGCUCUGAAGCAGGUCUUUGACCUCAUGAAGAGGCAGUUGCAGGUGUCUAGCUCUUCUCAGCGAAUGUACCAGCGCUUGCCUGCGCAAUUCUGUGACCUGCUCAGCAGAGUGGGCUUUCAGAUGGAGUUUGCACCACCUGACGGUAAGAGUGUUUCAGAUGGAGUUUGCACCACCUGACGGUAAGAGAGAUUCAGAUGGAGUUUGCACCACCUGAUGGUAAGAGAGAUUCAGAUGGAGUUUGCACCACCUGACGGUAAGAGAGAUUCAGAUGGAGUUUGCACCACCUGACGGUAAGAGAGAUUCAGAUGGAGUUUGCACCACCUGACGGUAAGAGAGAUUCAGAUGGAGUUUGCACCACCUGACGGUAAGAGAGAUUCAGAUGGAGUUUACACCACCUGACGGUAAGAGAGAUUCAGAUGGAGUUUGCACCACCUGACGGUAAGAGAGAUUCAGAUGGAGUUUACACCACCUGAUGGUAAGAGAGAUUCAGAUGGAGUUUACACCACCUGACGGUAAGAGAGAUUCAGAUGGAGUUUGCACCACCUGAUGGUAAGAGAGAUUCAGAUGGAGUUUGCACCACCUGAUGGUAAGAGAGAUUCAGAGUUUGCACCAGUGGUGGAAAAAGUGCCCAAUUUUCAUACUUGAGUAAAAGUAAAGAUACUUAAUAAAAAAUGACUCAAGUAAAAGUCAGUCACCCAGUAAAAUACUACUUGAGUUAAUGUCUAAAAGUAUUUGGUUUUAAUUAUACUUAAGUAUCAAAAGUAAAUGUAAAAGUACAAAUCAUUUCAAAUUCCUUAUAAUAAGCAAACCAGAUGGCGCCACUUUCUUGUUUUUGUUAUUUACGGAAAGCCAGGGGCACACUCCAACGCUCAAACAUAAUUUACAAAUGAAGCAUGUGUGUUUAGUGAGUCCGCCAGAUCAGAGGCAAUAAGGAUGACCAGGGAUGUUCUAUUGAUAAGUGCCUGACUUGGACCCUUUUCCUGUCCUGCUAAGCAUUCAAAAUGUACCGAGUACUUUUGGGUGUCAGGAAAAAUGUAUGGAGUAAAACGUACAUUAUUGUCUUUAGAAAUGUAGUGAAGGAUAUUGUCACGGAUUCAGCCGAGGCUGCUCCUCCUCCUUGCUCGGGCAGGCUUCGGCGUACGUCGUCGCCUUGAGUACUAGCUGCUACCGAUCUAUGUUUCUGUGUUCUACUUGUCUUGUCUUUAUUGUUCACACCUGGUUCCCAUUAUGUAUUGAUUACUUCCCUAUUUAACCCUCUGGCUCCCACUGAAUUUUGUGCGUGUUUGUUCUUGUUUGGUUGUCGUCUGGUGAGCGGGUUUGUUUCCUCCCUGCGUGGAGGUUAUGUUAUUUACGUUACCUAUUAGUAAAGUACGUUUUCGAUUAGCUCUGUGUCCUGCGCCUGACUUCGUCCUACCGCAUCACACUGACACCCUGACAGAAACACGCACCUUAAAUGGAGUCAGCAGGUACAUUCAUUUGGUCCGGAUCAAUGGAGGAACGUGUCCAACAGCAGGCGACCAUGAUCCAGACUCUCGGCACCGCAAUAGAGCGUGUGUUGAACACUAUGAAGCGAUGGGAGAGAGAUGGUUAUCCUACACCUCCUCCAACUACACAACCACCCACACCGCUGUCCACCCCUUCGUCACCUGGGUCCAGUGGGAUUCGGCUCUCGCUCCCGAGGGCAUACGAUGGUACAGCUGCCGGGUGCCAGGGUUUUCUGCUCCAGGUUGAGCUCUACCUGGCUACCAUCCACAUGGCUCUCUCCGGAUACGAGAGCGUGUCCGCCCUCAUCUCCUGUCUGUCGGGAAGAGCGCUCGAGUGGGCCAACGCAGACUGGGGAGGAAUAGACGCAGCGUCAGUACGCUAUGAAGAUUUCACCCGCCGCUUUCGGGCGGUAUUCAAUCAUCCACCGGAGGGGAGAGCGGGGGAACGUCUAUUCCACCUCAGACAGGGGAAGAGGAGCGCACAGGACUUUGCACUGGACUUCAGGACUUUGGCUGCCAGCGGAGGAUGGAAUGAGAAGGCCCUGAUCGACCACUACCGAUGCAGCCUACGGGAGGACGUUCGUUGGGAACUGGCCUGCAGGGACACCACCCUUAACCUGGACCAACUGGUGGACAUGUCGAUAAGGCUGGAUAACCUGUUGGCAACCCGCAGAUGUCUGGAUCAGGGGCCGUCCAUUCCAUCCCCCAGCACCUCCGACCCUACCCCUAUGGAGCUCGGAGGUGCUGCGCUUAGGGAGACUGGAAGAAGGGCCAUCUCCUGCACCAACUGUGGCCGCGGAGGACACACUGCUGGUCGGUGCUGGGGAGGGUCUUUAAGGAGUCGAGGCAGUAGCCAGAGCACUGGUGGACCGUCUCAGGUGAGUAGGCCCCCGACUCACCCAGAGCUCCCUGUUGCGCAUAUGUGUAUUGAUAUUGUAUUUCCAGAGUUUUCCCCUCAUUCCCAGCAUAAGGCGCUCGUAGAUUCAGGCGCAGCUGGGAACUUUAUUGAUCGUCAGUUUUCCCAUAGUUGCGGAUUCCUAUUGUUCCUGUUGAUGUGCCCUUCCCUGUACAUGCCUUAGAUAGUCGCCCUUUAGGGUCAGGCCUGAUUAGGGCGGUCACAGCUCCACUCUGGAUGAAGAGGCAGGAGGGUCAUGAGGAGAAAAUUAGUCUCUAUCUGAUUGAUUCUCCUGCGUUCCAGUGGUGUUGGGGCUUCCCUGGUUAACUUCUCAUGACCCCACGAUUUCAUGGCAACAGAGGGCUCUCAAGGGAUGGUCAAGUCAGUGCUCGGGGAGGUGUGUAGGUAUUUCCAUAGGUGCAACUACGGUGGAAAGUCCAAACCAUGUCUCCACCAUGCACAUUCCCCCCGAAUAUGCCGAUUUGUCUCUCGUCUUCUGUAAAAAGAAGGCGACUCAAUUACCACCCCAUCGACAGGGGGAUUGUGCGAUAAAUCUCCAGGUAGGUGCUGCACUUCCCCGGAGUCAUGUGUAUCCCCUGUCACAGGAAGAGACAGCGGCUAUGGAGACAUAUGUCUCCGAAUCUCUGGGGCAGGGAUACAUUCGGCCAUCCACUUCAUCUGUCUCCUCAAAUUUCUUUUUUGUGAAGAAGAAGGAUGGAGGUUUACGCCCGUGCAUUGACUACGGGGGUCUCAAUCAGAUCACUGUCAAGUACAGUUAUCCACUACCGCUCAUUGCUAGUAUGACGGAGUCAUUGCACGGGGCGCGCUUCUUCGCAAAAUUGGAUCUCAGGAGCGCGUACAACCUGGUGCAUAUCAGGAGGGAGAUGAGUGGAAGACGGCAUUUAGUACCACAUCUGGGCACUAUGAGUACCUCGUCAAGCCGUAUGGGUUGAUGAACGCUCCAUCAGUCUUCCAAUCCUUUGUAGAUGAGAUUUUCAGGGACCUGCAUGGACAGGGUGUAGUGGUGUAUAUAGAUGAUAUUCUCAUAUACUCCGCUACACGAGCCGAGCAUGUGUCCCUGGUGCGCAAGGUGCUUGGUCGACUAUUGGAACAUGACCUGUACGUCAAGGCGGAGAAAUGUCUGUUCUUUCAAAAGUCUGUCUCCUUCCUAGGGCACCGCCUGUCUGCAUCAGGGGUGGAGAUGGAGAUUGACCGCAUUUCGGCCGUGCGUAAUUGGCCGACUCCAACCACGGUUAAGGAGGUGCAGCGAUUUUUAGGGUUUGCCAACUACUACCGGAGGUUUAUCCGGGGCUUUGGUCAGGUAGCGGCUCCCAUUACCUCCUUGCUGAAGGGCAGACCGGUGCGCCUGCAGUGGUCAGCCGAGGCGGACAGGGCGUUUGGUCACCUGAAGGAACUGUUUACCUCGGCUCCGGUGCUGGCUCAUCCGGAUCCCUCCUUAGCAUUCACAGUAGAGGUGGACGCGUCCGAGGCUGGGAUAGGAGCUCUACUGUGUCAGCGCUCGGGUACGCCACCAAAACUCUGCCCCUGUGCUUUCUUUUCGAAGAAGCUCAGCCCGGCGGAGCGCAACUAUGAUGUGGGGGACCGGGAGCUGUUAGCUGUGGUUAAAGCUCUGAAAGUGUGGAGGCAUUGGCUUGAGGGGGCUAAACACCCUUUUCUCAUUUUGACUGACCACCGCAAUCUGGCGUACAUCCGGGCGGCGAGGAGAUUGAACCCUCGCCAGGCAAGGUGGGCCAUGUUUUUCACUCGUUUUGUGUUCACACUUUCUUACAGACCAGGUUCCCAGAACGCUAAGGCAGACGCCCUGUCCCGACUGUAUGACACAGAGGAGAGGUCCAUUGAGCCCACUCCCAUACUUCCGGCGUCAUGUCUGGUGGCACCGGUGGUGUGGGAGCUUGACGUGGACGUCGAGCGGGCGUUACGUACAGAGCCCAGUCCCCCCCCCCCCCAGUGUCCAGAGGGUUGUAUGUACGUGCCGUUAGAGGUCCGCGAUCGAUUGAUCUAUUGGGCUCACACGUCACCCUCCUCUGGUCAUCCUGGCAUCGGUCGGACAGUGCACUGUCUUAGUGGGAAAUACUGGUGGCCCACUUUAGCCAAGGACGUGAGGGUUUAUGUUUCCUCCUGCUCGGUGUGCGCCCAGUGUAAGGCAGCUAGACACCUGCCCAGAGGGAAAUUACAACCCCUACCCCGUUCCACAAUCCUAUCGGUGGAUUUCGAUACGGACCUUCCACCGUCACAAGGGAACACCACGAUCCUGGUCGUUGUGGAUCGGUUUUCUAUGUCUUGCCGUCUCAUUCCUAUGCCCGGUCUCCCUACGGCCCUACAGACUGCGGAGGCCCUAUUUACACACGUCUUCCGGCACUACGGGGUACCUGAGGAUAUUGUAUCUGAUCGGGGUCCCCAGUUCACCUCAAGGGUCUGGAGGGCGUUCAUGGAACGUCUGGGGAUCUCGGUCAGCCUGACCUCAGGUUUUCACCCCGAGAGUAAUGGGCAGGUGGAAAGAGUAAACCAGGAUGUGGGUAGGUUUCUGCGGUCCUAUUGCCAGGACCGGCCGGGGGAGUGGUCGGUUUUCAUCCCCUGGGCAGAGAUGGCCCAAAACUCACUCCGCCACUCCUCCACUAACCUGUCUCCGUUUCAGUGUGUAUUAGGUUAUCAGCCGGUCCUGGCACCAUGGUAUCAGAGCCAGAUCGAGGCACCUGCGGUGGAUGAAUGGUUUCGGCGCUCGGAGACCUGGAACGCUGCCCAUGUACGCUUGCAACGGGCCAUCAGGCGACAAAAGGCGAGCGCCAACCGCCACCGCAGUGAGGCCCCGGUGUAUGCACCGGGGGACCGGGUCUGGCUCUCGACCCGAAACCUGCCCCUUCACCUGCCCUGCCGGAAGCUGGGUCGGCGGUUUGUGGGGCCAUUUAAAGUCCUGAGGAGAUUGAACAUGGUUUGUUAUAGGUUACAGCUUCCUCCUGAGUAUCGUAUUAACCCCUCGUUCCAUGUGUCUCUCCUCAGGCCGGUGGUAGCUGGUCCACUCCAGGAGUCUGAGGUACGGGAGGUUCCUCCGCCCCCACUGGACAUCGAGGGGGCACCGGCGUACUCGGUCCGUUCCAUCCUGGAUUCGAGGCGUCGGGUGGGGGGCCUGCAGUAUCUCGUGGAGUGGGAGGGGUACGGUCCGGAGGAACGGUGCUGGGUCCCUAGGAGGGACAUCCUCGAUCCCUCCAUGUUGAGGGAUUUCCACCGUCGUCAUCCGACUCGCCCUGCGCCGCAUCCUCCUGGCCGUCCCCGAGGCCGGUGUCGGCGCAUGGCUGGACCGUGCGUCGGCGGGGGGGGGGGGGGGGGGGGUGGGGGGGGGGGGGGGGGUACUGUCACGGAUUCAGCCGAGGCUGCUCCUCCUCCUUGCUCGGGCAGGCUUCGGCGUUCGUCGUCGCCGGAGUACUAGCUGCUACCGAUCUAUGUUUCUGUGUUCUACUUGUCUUGUCUUUAUUGUUCACACCUGGUUCCCAUUAUGUAUUGAUUACUUCCCUAUUUAACCGUCUGGCUCCCACUGUAUUUUGUGCAUGUUUGUUCUUGUUUGGUUGUCGUCUGGUGAGCGGGUUUGAUUCCUCCCUGCGUGGAGGUUAUGUUAUUUACGUUACCUACGAGUAAAUUACGUUUUCGAUUAGCUCUGUGUUCUGCGCCUGACUUCGUCCUACCGAAUAACACUGACACCCUGACAGAUAUUUAUGGCUGAUUUAAGAUGAUGACCUCAACCAUGUUACUUUAAUGGCACUUUAGUUGUUUUAUUAUUUAAAAACUUUGAGAUGGGAAAACAUGUUUUUUAUGAAGUUGAGCAUGUGCUUUUUAUGACAGAAUGUUAAAAUUAGUUGAAAUUAAUGGUUACGCUAGCCAACAUUUACUCUAUCCGUGGAACUACCGAAAUCACAAUAUGCAGGUUGGCAACUUUCACAAGUCGUUUUCAAUCAAAGCACAUACCUAUUCCUGGUGUGUAGCUAAAAUAACACACAACCAUCACAAAACGGUUUUAUGUUGCAAUGGAGUCCACUUUCUCUUACAUUGUAUUACAAUAGUGCAAUAAUAUGUUUCAUCCACAGAGCCAAAGCUUGGAGAGGGGAUCUACUUCAGUGGCAGCGUGCAUGGGGCAGAGAGACUGUGGAAGGGCUCACCUGACGAGGAGUACCUGUACUUCAUUGAGGCACAGGUGCUGACUGGCAAGUCAACUGUUGGCUGUCCUGGUCUCAUUGUGCCACCUCCCUUUUCCAGAGACCCACUAACCCUGUAUCAUAGUGUGAAAGGAGGCAAAGACACCUGGGUCAUCUUCAAUGGUCACCAGGCUCUACCUGAAUAUCUGAUCACCUGCAAAAAGCCUACAUACGUAAAACCUCACGGUAAGAGGGAGAGACUGAUUCUAUAUGACAUUCUAUAGAAUACCCUAUUAGAAUAUAGAAAUAUAUUUAUUUCAUAAACACAAUGUUUUGUGUCCCAUGUUCACACAGCAUUGUUCAACUGGGGCAUCGCUAACAAGCCACAAAAGAAUGAGGACUUUGUCAUCGAGGACCGGCAAGUGGAUCCGGCUGUCUUCCACAUUUUUUCCAGAGUGGGUCAAGUAAAUCGUCUGAUCAAGGACCUGACCCUAAAAGAUCCAGACAGGAAUAUUAAAGUGACCAGCAACAUGGUGGAUUGGCAGUAUCAGCAGCAGCCAGGGAGGCAGUUCCAGAGCUUCCACGGCAGCCAGGGGGGCAGUACCAGAGCUUCCACGGAAGCCAGGGGGGCAGUACCUGAGCUUCCACGGCAGCCAGGGGGGCAGUACCAGAGCUUCCACGGCAGCCAGGGGGGCAGUACCAGAGCUUCCACGGCAGCCAGGGGGGCAGUACCAGAGCUUCCACGGCAGCCAGGGGGGCAGUACCAGAGCUUCCACGGCAGCCAGGGGGGCAGUACCAGAGCUUCCACGGCAGCCAGGGGGGCAGUACCAGAGCUUCCACGGAAGCCAGGGGGGCAGUACCAGAGCUUCCACGCAGCCAGGGGGCAGUACCAGAGCUUCCACGGCAGCCAGGGGGGCAGUACCAGAGCUUCCAUGGCAGCCAGGGGGGCAGUCCCAGAGCUUCCGCCACAUCCUUAACAUCCAUCUGCAGCAGGCGCUGGAGAGGAAGCAGCCCCGUGUGGAGGUCUCUGUCCGGGGGCAAAUGCACAAGGUCAUCCUGCCUGACGGGGCUGCUUCCAACACCUGUGGAAACAGACUAAAAAGCAGAUGCAUCGACCAGUUAGCAGGUACUCAAAACAGAGUUAAUUUGUUAUUUUAACCUUAAUUAACAAGGGGAUAAGCAGAGUUCAAGUUCAACAUGUCCAUUAGCCGGAAGUCUGUUAGCAACUAGGGAGUUUUCCCUAGCCACCGUGCUUCUACAUCUGCAUUGCUUGCUGUUUGGGGUUUUAGGCUGGGUUUCUGUAUAGCACUUUGUGACAUCUGCUGAUGUAAAAAGGGCGUUAUAAAUAAAAUGUGUUUGAUUGAUUGCUUGACUAUCAUAUCCUGUAUACAGCUACACAUGCCCAGCUAGUGUUAGCAUGAUGGCUAAGUGUGACGUGGUUUCUUAUGGGGAAAUGCUAACUGUUCACCAUCUUAGUGAUAACCGUGUUUGCUCUAGGUCAACCCAUUGAGAGUCUCCCUCAGCAUUGGGACGCCGUGCCAGCCAACACCUCCUGCCUGUCCUGCCUCAUCCAGACAGGAAGCCCAGAGCACAAUGAAGUCUUAAACCUGUUCCGAGCCACCUGCCCCAACAACGUUAUAAAGGUAGGCUACCUGUUUUCCAAAAGAUACUUCCCAUUGUAGUUAUUUUUAUGUCUUCGGAUGUUCUGGACGUUCUCUGCAUGGGUGUGUGUCUAAUGGGCUGAUUAGUUUAGACUCAGCUGUUGGUCUCUAGGUUUCUGACUAGGUUCCUGCCUUUCUGGGGAGUUUUUUUUCCUAGCCAGCGUGCUUCUACAUCUGCAUUGCUUACUGUUUGGGUUUUCAGGCUGGGUUUCUGUAUAAGCACUUUGUGACACCUGCUGAUGUAAAAAAAAGGGCUUUAUAAAUACAUUUGAUUUGAAUUUGAUUUGAGAUCAGCCAUUUUAAAUGGUUUGUUUAUUAGAGGCUUUGUGUGUUAGUUUUAGAUAAGAUGACCCCUAGCUGACCCCUAGUUGACCCCUAGCUGAGCUGCGGUGCCUUGAAAUAAUGAUGAGGCACCGCAGCUCAGCUAGGUGUCAGCUAGGGGUCAGCUAGCCAGAUAUUUGUUUGUCUGGAUCUUUUUCAGCUCACAAUAAUAAUCUAAGAUGUAUGAAAGGUAUUCAGGAUACAUUUUAGAUUCUAUUAAUUACUCCUAUAAAGUAUUUUCCCUCAAUUUAUUUCAGUUUGAGAGGAUCCAGAACCCAUAGUGUGAAAAGAGUACUUCGAUUAGUGUCGGUCUAGCCCGUUAGUGUGUGUGUGUGUGUGUGUGUUCUCAGAUUGAGAGGAUCCAGAACCCCACCCUGUGGAGGACUCUCCAGAUCAAGAAGCUGGACAUGGAGCUCAGGAACGGUCACCAGAAGAAUGAGAAGAGGCUCUUCCAUGGAACAUGCCACACAACCAUCGAUCACAUUAACAACCAUGGCUUCAAUCGGAGCUACGCUGGGAAAAACGGUAAGAUAGAUACGUAUGUUCCAUGGACAAGUCGCCUGGUCCCAGAUUUUUUUUACUGUCCUGCCAACUCCUAUGGUUAUUGGUAAAAAGUUAUAUGUAAUAUUCUGUUUUUCUUGAUUUUAAGAAAUCGUAUACUUAGCCUGUGCUUGACAUUUACUCAGUCUUGUCUCUGCAAUAGUCUAAAACCUAAGCAAUGUAUAAUUUUUGUUCAGCUGCAGCAUAUGGAAAUGGAACAUACUUUGCUGUUGGUGCCAGCUACUCAGCCAGUAACACAUACUCAAGACCGGAUCCCAAAGGGCAGAAGUAUAUGUACCUAUGUCGGGUUCUGACUGGAGAUUUCACAGCAGGACGACAUGGGAUGAAAGUGCCUCCAACUAAAAGCACUACAACUGUUGAACUCUACAACAGCGUGACAGACAACCUAUUAGGGCCAUCUAUGUUUGUCAUUUUCCAUGACAAUCAGGCAUAUCCUGAGUACUUGAUCACUUUCUUCUAG